GGCGGGGGGGGCCGCGGGGCGGCGGGGCGGAUGGCGGCGGGGCUGCGCCAUGUUGCGGUGGCUCGUGGCGGUGCUCAGUCACUCCUGUUUUGUCUCCAAGGGCGACAGCAUGUUCUACGCGGUGCGCAGGGGCCGGCGGACGGGCGUCUACCGCACCUGGGCGGAGUGUCAGGAGCAGGUGAAUAAGUUUCCCUCCGCCAGCUUCAAGAAGUUCGUCACCGAGAAGGACGCCUGGGCCUUCGUGGGCGCCGGCCUUCCGGGGCAGGAGCAGCCCGAGCCAGCAGAAGCACAUGGUCCUCUAGCUGUAACAAAGGUAGAUGAUAGCCAGAAAGAGGAGCCGGAAAUAAACAUCUUAUGUUGCAAUACAUGCAAAAGGCCGUACGAACAGUCUACAAAUGAAGAACACAUUGCAAAGCGUGUGAAACACGAUGAAGUAUACUCAGUGCCAACAGUCAGUCAAGAUAAAUUUUCAUAUAUGGGCGACUUUGCAGUCGUUUAUACAGAUGGUUGUUGCUCGGGUAAUGGACGUAACAGGGCACGUGCUGGAAUAGGUGUCUACUGGGGACCAGGCCACCCUUUAAAUACCAGUGAAAGACUUCCUGGACGGCAGACUAAUCAACGAGCUGAAAUACAUGCAGCCUGCAAAGCAAUAGAGCAAGCAAAGAGUCAAAACAUCAAGAAACUAAUUAUCUACACUGAUAGCAAGUUCACUAUUAAUGGUAUUACAAGCUGGGUUGACAACUGGAAAACAAAUGGCUGGAGAACAAGUUCAGGAGGAAGCGUAAUAAAUAAAGAAGAUUUUCAAAGACUUGAUAAUCUAUCAAAAGGCAUAGAAAUUCAGUGGAUGCAUAUUCCCGGUCAUGCUGGCUUCCAAGGAAAUGAAGAAGCCGAUAGACUAGCAAGAGAAGGAGCUUGUAAACAAAAGUCUUGACAUACUGGGACUAGAGACUGUUGCAGUGGGAGGAAAAGGACUUGACAACUUGAACUGCUGUAAUUGUUUCGGAGUUGAACUUUGAACUGUACUUCUGUCUGGCCUGAAGUGUUAAACAUAUACCAACUUCUGGGGAGAAAAAACCCACAUUUUCUUCUAUAGCAUUUCUUUUACAAUCAAGUCAAUAUUUAGUUGAUCAUAGUGUUUGCUUUUUGUCCAUCUUACUGAAGGGCCGUGGUCAGUGGUUUUAGCUGUCUUGUAGACUUCUGAAUUCACCGUAAAGACAGGCUUCUGAAGAAGUAAUAUUAGAUCUUUAUCCUAAGUGUUCUGUAUUUUCCUCUUAGUGAAAUAAAUUAAAUUUUUGUACAGAG
This is a messenger RNA of Grus americana (Whooping crane), 1302 nucleotides long. RefSeq names its product ribonuclease H1 (gene RNASEH1). Gene Ontology annotation, molecular function: nucleic acid binding; RNA-DNA hybrid ribonuclease activity; magnesium ion binding. The transcript is spliced from 8 exons. Lineage: Eukaryota; Metazoa; Chordata; Aves; Gruiformes; Gruidae. The coding region runs from base 50 to 931 and encodes 293 amino acids. The record is from RefSeq and is a predicted model, not a curated record. Gene Ontology annotation, biological process: DNA replication, removal of RNA primer.